GCUCCUCGCUGCGGUGUGUGAUCCGAGCCGGACGGAGCCGAGCAUCAUAAAGCCGAGCCGAGCCGAGCCGAGCCGAGCCUGGGCUAGACUAGACUAAACUAAACUGAUCAAGCUGAGUUGAGCCGUGCCAAUUCGAACCCAGCAGAGACAAGUCGAUCCAAAUCGAACCGGUCCAGCUGAACCUCAGUGCGCCUCGUCGGGUCGGACCGAGGAGAGCCAUGCUUCUUGGUGUGCUGGGUCACCGGCCGCUGGCUCUGGCACGGGCGGUGCUGGCAGCGCUGCGCGGGCGGCUGAGUGCGCUGUGCUGGGGGCUGACACCCCUCGUUCUGCCCCUGCUCUCCUGGAGGCGGCGGUCGGGCUGCAGCCCCGACACCCCCGCGGCACCCCGGAAAGACAAGGACGAGACGGUCCCGACGCCCACCAGCGUUAAUUACCACUUCACCAGGCAGUGCAACUACAAGUGCGGUUUCUGCUUUCACACUGCCAAGACCUCCUUCGUGCUGCCCCUGGAGGAAGCCAAGCGGGGGCUGGUGAUGCUCAAGGAGGCAGGGAUGGAGAAAAUAAAUUUCUCAGGAGGAGAACCAUUUCUUCAGGACAGAGGUGAAUUUGUAGGCCAGCUGGUCCGGUUCUGCAAAGAGGAGCUGAAGCUGCCAAGUGUCAGCAUUGUGAGCAAUGGCAGCCUGAUCAGAGAACGGUGGUUCAAGAAGUAUGGUGAAUAUUUAGAUAUUCUGGCAAUUUCGUGUGAUAGUUUCAAUGAGGAAGUUAAUGUUUUAAUUGGCCGCGGUCAAGGAAAGAAGAACCAUGUGGAAAAUCUGCAUAAACUGAGGCAGUGGUGCCGAGAUUACGCUGUUGCUUUCAAAAUAAACUCCGUGAUCAACAGAUUUAAUGUUGAGGAAGAUAUGAAUGAGCAGAUCAAGGCACUGAACCCUGUGCGCUGGAAGGUGUUCCAGUGCCUCCUCAUUGAAGGGGAGAACAGUGGGGAAGAUGCUCUGAGAGAAGCAAGUAAAUUUGUUAUCAGCGAUGAAGACUUUGAGCAAUUUCUGGAACGACACAAAGAUGUCCCAUGUUUGGUACCUGAAUCUAAUCAGAAGAUGAGGGAUUCAUACCUCAUUUUGGAUGAAUACAUGCGUUUUCUAAACUGCAGAAAUGGACGGAAAGAGCCUUCCAAGUCUAUCCUGGACAUUGGUGUAGAAGCAGCAAUAAAAUUCAGUGGAUUUGAUGAAAAGAUGUUCCUAAAGCGAGGAGGAAAGUAUGUGUGGAGUAAAGCAGACAUGAUUCUGGACUGGUAACUCAGUACACUGAGUUGUGAUGUGCAUUUUGUAAAGAAAAUUGUGUGUAUAUGUGUACAUUUAUGUUGGUGUAUAUAUAGAUUGAAAGUUGUUAGUUACAAUAUGGUAUACUGUAGAGAUUGAUGUAUGACUUGGUACAUGAGUAAUUCUACGAUUCUAUGAACAUGUUAAAUGUUUUUAGGAUGCAGAUUGUGUUCUUACUUAUUCACUGGUUGAAUGUUACUGAGCAGCUACAGAACUUUCAUAGAAAUAUAAAGGACUCAAUGGCAAACCAUUAGGAUGCCGUUAAACAGUAUUUUACACAGUGUUAAGAUAACAGAUAAAUGUGCUUGCAGGAAAACAAACAAACUCAUUAUAUAGAGUUGCAGUCGUUGAUAAAUGCAAACUCAUACAAGGAAAUAUUCUUAUGGAAAGGUUUUUGCAAUUCCUUACCAGCUCACAAGAGGGCCCACGGGCAAUCCUAUGGAAACAGCCCGCGUCUUUGUCAGGACUAAUGGAAGGUCAGAAUGUUGUUAUCAUGUAAUAUACUCAAGAGGAGAUUGGAAUUAAAAAGAAAAUUAGCAAUUUUCAUUUUUCAAAUGUUAAAAGCAUCUGUUGUUUUUCUCCCUCCCCUCCGUAUUCACAUAUGGCUUUUGCAAAAAUGUUGGGAGAUGUAAUUUUCUCUGAAAACAUUAUUUUUAGUCAUGUGAGAGUAGUGCAUUUCUCCUAAAACAUGAAAAUGAAUUUUGCCCAAUGGCAAGGAACUUUUUUUUUCACGUUGGCAAUGACUUCAGCUCCAACAAAAAAAAAUUUGCAGUGGAAACAGUCCUUGCAUUUUACUCAUAACUUUGCCUAUUCUCCUUUUAUUUGCAAAAAUUGAUUUAUUAUUUUUAAUAGCCACCUGCACAUAGAUUUGUUGAAGAUCCUUUCUGAGAAAUGAGUGAAUAAUAUGUAAGGCAUUUCACACGUGUCUUCUCUUGAAUUACAGGCAGUGCUUCUUCCCAUGCAUUUUGUAUUGCUAAGGCGUGGAUGUGCGAACAAGAAGGCUCGCAUAUCAUGUACCCUUCUUUUAAAGGUUGCUGGUUCUUACCUGCUGGUUGCUAACUGGUAGAUAUUGAGUGAAACUCAUGGGGUUUUGUGAAGGCUGUUUGUGAUUUGAAGAGCUGGCAGCAUCAAUAUAUAACAGAAAACAGACAAACAAAAAUACCCUGAAAUAAUUAAAUAAGCUGCCUGCUUGCUUGGUUUUCUGAUAAUUUUAUAGUUUUCUUAUUAUAGUUUUUCAAAGCUAAUGGUCCCAUCCUCCCCAGAGCUCUACAUGAGGGCCUGAGGUAACCUUUGCACAAACAGCAGUGAGCAGGUACUGCUUGCUCUCACUGCCCAUUUCACUUGCUGCCCAGGCUGCCUCAAAUGUCUAAAUACUUUCAUACACCCAGCAUGCAUUAAAUGUAUUAUGUAGAGUACACCUUCUUUCCCCUUUCUGGUUUUGCCCAUAUUUUUAAAGACUUCUCAAAAUUAAAUGUCUUGCAUUCACCCACUGCACCUUCAGAAUUGAAGCUGCUUCUCCAGAGGAACAGAAAGGUGCACCUCUGAAAACUAUAAAAUUGUUUCAGUUUACAGAUCUUUCUGUUUCUGUUUUUCCUGCCCUAACUGCCAAUGCACUGUCUCGAUGGUGCUCUUUUGUCUUUUCACAUCUUGCCCUCACUUCCGAUGCAUUUCUGUAUUUUUUUUCCCUCGUUAUUAAUACUCAGUGACAUUUUAAAUGUGGCCCACACGCAUUAACCCCACAGUCUUUUGGCAGCUGUUCCGCUGACCUCUGUUGGAGUUUUGCCCGAAUGCCAACUACAGGCAGCGCAAAUCCGUGAGACUGCAGUGCUUGACUUCCCCUGUGCUCCCAUUGCUCAGGCGUGAAGUCUGGCUUCUUCCUCAGCACCGAUGCUGCAUGAUAGAAAAGGAGCAUUUUUUCUUUAGCUGCUGGCUCAGCCCCAGCCCGAGGAAAGAUUUAGUGCAUCACUGUGCUGCUAAAUCCACCCGCUUGCUGCUGCUGCAGAAAACGCCAGCUGUAUCGCGGCGCGCAGAUGUGUGGUGCACAAAACCCCAUUCAGAGCCAGGAAUCCUGCCAUGCUUCCCUGAGUGUUCUGCCCUGUAAAUGGCCAUUGUUGUGCUGCAAGAGAUCACUGCGCUGCAGGAGGAAGCUGCAAGAUAAACAAAAGGAGCUGAGAAUGUGAAAAUGCUGUGGAUAGUCUGAACUCUAAGGCAUGGAGGAUGGUUUUAAUCACAAGGUUCUAAGUUAUUUCUUAAAAUGUUCAGGAUUCUGCAUUGCCUCUUGCUGCCAUACAUAGCUGAGAAAAUGGUUCUGCUCUGUGCAACACUCUCCUCUAAAGAAAAUGCCACGUUGUUGCGUAUGUUGUAAAUGAGGGAUUUGCCUAAAACAGUUUGACAGGCAAACCUGAAAGUUAAUAAAUAGCUAUUGGGAUUUUUAGAUGCAAAUUUGGUUUUGGUAUGAAAUUUAAAAAAAUAAUAAUAAAACAAAGAAGUUGGCUGCUUCUUGAUUAACCUAGAUGAUGAUGAUGAUUCAUGUUGGAUCACAGGUAGAUUUGUGACUUUAAUUCUGAGUUCAGGUCCAGAGGAGUAAUACUGAGGUCAACAGGGCCUCUCCCAGGCUGCAGGAUUGCACAUGCACAUCUGAGAGUCAGGGUGUAAAUUUGUGUCCUGCAAAAACAGAUAGGCCUAAUUGCAUUUUCAGGUGUAAUCCCAUAGCAGCGUAGCCACUGCAAUGCUGGGUCAGGCAGCACCUUGCACUGCAGCUUGUUGGCAUUGUGCAGCUCUCCCUAUCCUUAAAAUUUGUUGAGAUGAAAGCUGGAGGGAAUUGGUUCAUUUUAAAUUAGCAGGAUUAUAACUUGAGUAAUGGCUAAAACUGUCAUGCAAGAUGCAUUUUAAGGUGCACUCUUUUUUAAUGUGAAAGAAACUCAAUGUGUUUGAACGCCGAGAAGAAUUUGUGAAUUAUAUGACCACAUGAUUUGUGCUGAAUAUUCUACAUGAGCAUGUUACAAAUUGUAAUAAAAGUUUCUACUUUCCUAA
Molecule: messenger RNA, 4346 nt
Organism: Coturnix japonica (Japanese quail)
Lineage: Eukaryota; Metazoa; Chordata; Aves; Galliformes; Phasianidae
Source: RefSeq, a predicted model, not a curated record